Messenger RNA from Anas platyrhynchos (mallard), 3488 nucleotides. RefSeq names its product synaptotagmin-4. Gene Ontology annotation, biological process: calcium ion-regulated exocytosis of neurotransmitter; vesicle fusion. Gene Ontology annotation, molecular function: phosphatidylserine binding; clathrin binding; SNARE binding. Gene Ontology annotation, cellular component: plasma membrane; axon; synapse. Lineage: Eukaryota; Metazoa; Chordata; Aves; Anseriformes; Anatidae. The record is from RefSeq and is a predicted model, not a curated record.
UUUGGGUUUCAGCCACGUCUUCAGUCUCGGAGCAGAGCUACACAGAAGAGCCAAAACAGGAAGGAGGUUGUAUAUCAGUGUGCAAAAGGGGAGGACCGAAGCUUCCCCUCCCCCCGCUCCUCCAGUCCCCUCGCAUACUCUUCCUCCACCUUCCCCACCGCUUUUUUUUUCUUUAUUUUUUUUCUUUUUUUUUACUUUUUUUUUUUUUUACUUUUUUAUUAUUAUUAUUAUUUUUAAACCACGUUGGAAAAGCCGUCUGCCUGAGUGGUUUGAGAGACAGGGAGACGGCUUCAGAGCUCCGGGCAGGUCUCUGGACACCGGGGGGGAGGCUCCUGUUCCCCGUCAGAAAGCUCCAGCACCGCGGGCCACAUCCCCAACAGCGCGGACAGCAUCCCCAGGUCCAGUGACAGCAUCCCCAGCACCACGGGCAGCGCACGCCGCCAACAUGGCUCCGAUCACGGCCAGCCGCCAGCACUUCGAUGAAAUUCCUACAGUGGUUGGGCUCUUCAGUGCAUUUGGCCUUGUCUUCUCUGUCUCCCUUUUUGAUUGGAUCUGCUGCCAGCGCAAAUCUUCCAAAUCCAACAAGACCCCUCCAUAUGAGUUUGUCCAUAUUCUGAAGGGAGUUGAUAUUUAUCCUGAGAAUCUCAAUAGUAAGAAGAAGUUUGGAGCAGAUGAUAAAAGUGAAGCAAAGAACAAAUUGGCAAUGCCUAAGAAUUCUCUCCAUCUAGACCUAGAGAAGAGAGAUCUAAAUGGCAAUUUCCCCAAAACAACCUCUGAAAUACAGAGCUCUCCAUAUCUUGAAAAUGUGUCUCCGAAACACUUUUCGGAAAGUAAGAAAAAUUCAGUAUCCCCUGAUAGUUUAAAGUCCAUCACAUCCCUUUCAUCUGAAGAAAAACAAGACAAGCUAGGAAUACUCUUUUUCUCUUUAGAGUACAACUUUGAGAAAAAGGCAUUUGUAGUGAACAUCAAGGAAGCACGUGGGCUGCCAGCAAUGGAUGAACAGUCAAUGACUUCUGAUCCCUAUAUCAAAAUGACAAUCCUGCCUGAAAAAAAGCACAAGGUGAAAACCAGAGUGCUGAGAAAAACCUUAGAUCCAGCUUUUGAUGAGACUUUCACAUUCUAUGGGAUCCCCUACAGCCAAAUUCAAGACUUAACACUUCACUUUAUGAUCCUGAGCUUUGACAGGUUUUCCAGAGAUGAUGUCAUUGGAGAAGUCCUCAUCCCCCUUGAAGGAACUGAAUUGUCAGAAGGAAGGAUGCAAAUGGACAGAGAGAUCAUCAAAAGAAAUGUUAGGAAAUCAUCUGGGUGUGGAGAAUUACUGAUCUCUCUCUGUUAUCAGUCUGCAACAAACACGCUAACUCUUGUUAUUUUAAAAGCCAGGCACCUACCUACAUCUGAUGUUUCAGGAUUAUCAGAUCCUUAUGUCAAAGUGAACCUGUACCAUGCUAAGAAAAGAAUUUCUAAAAAGAAAACCCAUGUGAAGAAGUGUACCCCCAAUGCAGUGUUCAAUGAAUUGUUUGUCUUUGACAUUCCUUGUGAGGGCCUUGAUGAUAUCAGCAUUGAAUUUUUGGUUUUAGAUUCAGAUAGAGGGUCAAGAAAUGAGGUCAUUGGCCAGUUAACCUUGGGAUGUUCAGCAGAAGGAACAGGUGGAGAACACUGGAAGGAAAUUUGCGAAUAUCCUAGGAGACAAAUUGCCAAAUGGCAUAUGUUGUGUGAUGGUUAGCAGCUCAGAGAGGGGUUGGAACUUGAAAAACUAUAUAUAAUUUCCAUAGGCAAGGAGCAGUUUUCUUUCUUUGCUAUGUAUAAUUACAGGCUUGUAACUACAAGACUUUUUUUUGUGGGGGUGGGGGAGUAAAAACUGGAUUGAAUUAUCAAAAUAGAAGGUAACUAAAUUUUCAGAGUAAAUAAAGGAAUUUCUAUUUCAUUAGGCUUUAACUUAAUUUGAUUAAAUUUAUAUUCUUCUGCAGUUUACAUAGCCUAAAACUUCUGAAGCAGUAUAAACUUCAACAAGGAAGUCUAUCUUCUUGAUUGUUUCAUUAAAUGAAAAACAAAGAAAAUAGUGAGACAGAUUACAAAACCUUUUUCAGCCAUUUAGCUUCCUGAGCUGUGAGUUAUAUCAUUACAGUCAAUAAGACUACUCACAACAUACGAAGUUUAAUGCAUUUUUUAACUUUUGCAGGAUAGGAAAACAAACUAUCAUUAUAAUUUAUACAGUAUUAUGUUAGACAAACUACUUGAAAAGUGCAUUUCACUUAGCUGAUAUGCAUUAAUGUCCAUUACUGAUUGUACUGAAAAUUGGUGGUGGUAAGAAAAAUUUUUAUAAUGUCUUGUUAGUGUGACAUAUGUAUGCUUAAACUUAAAUUGUGCCAGGCUAGGGGAAUAUAAAGUGUCAAAACCCAAGUAUAUAAACAAAGCAUCUAGGCCUGUGAAAUUUACUCUUGGUCACACUUCAUACAUUUUUAGGCUGUCAGAACUAUAGCACAACUAUAAGAUUAUUUCCUAAAGUUUGUACACUGAUUUCUGAUACAGAAGUUUGCAAAUACUACUCCUAUGUCAUUUUUACAUUAUAUAUAAAGAAGAAUAUGAUGUUAGUUGUUAACUGAAUAAUGAUUUUAAAAGUGGAAAACAGUUUUCAGUAUUUUUGCAUAUAUAAUUUUGUCACAUGUAAUCCCACUACAAUGAAUGAAACUAUUUGGGAAUUAAGGUAUUGCUCAAUGUGAGUAAAGGUAACAGAAUGGGCAUACCAGGAAAAAAAAAUGUUUUAGAUGUUCAGUUACGCUCAUUAAACAACGGAUGCAGGUCUUAUUCAAAACUGUUGGAGAUUUGUUGACUUUUCUCUGUUCCCAUAUGGCCAAAUUAUGUUUGCAGUAAAGGACACUGAAAUAUGAAAUAUGCAAGUAGAGAAAUAGUACUGGAAGAAUUCUAUUGAGGGUCUUUCAUGUUUUGUGUCAGUAAUUUCUCCAGUUUUUGAGAAUGUUUGAUAUAACACUGUUUAUAAAUUUUGUAAAAAUUCAUUUUCAAAAUAACAUAAACAAGCUGUCUAUGAUAACACUCAAUGUAAAAAAAUGCGUAUUGUAUGUAUAAAGGAGAGGAAUCUUUUUUGCUUAUUUCUUUAGAAAGCUGAUGAACUGCUCAAGGGCUAGAGUUUGCCAAUCCAAUUAUAUCAAGUAGAUAUAAUUCAAGGACACUAAGUCAAAGAAAAGAUGCCCACAGGCUUCAGUGGGGUUUGAAGUGGAAUCACAAAGCAAAACUCUUCUUGUGAGACAACAGCACAAUGGCACCAUAGAUAGGGGGAGACACUCUUUGAUUUAAUAUUGUCUGAGAGAGUUUAAGGCAGCACCAUGCGGCCAGAGUUGUUACUAUUUCUAGUAAGGACAUAACAAAAUUCAUAAUGAAAGUGAUUGCACCAAAUAGAGUGGUAGAGUGGUAUUGCCUGCAAUUUAAAAAACAAAAAAAAAAAAAAAGAAAAAAAAAAGAAAGAAAGGAGG